AUGCACGAGCAGUCGCUUUUCGCCUCGGUUCCAGUCCACCAACACCAUGAGCUUCUUCAGCAGCUGGCUGGAUUGACAGCCAUGCAGCCCCGCCAUUGCCUAGAGCGGCGGUUGAUCUUCAAGGCCUACCGCAAACCCGGGCUGGCGGGGCGCGUCGGAGCCACUCAGGACCUCCAACAAGCGGACCUGCAGCGGCUGAACAAGAUGCUCAACGGGAACAUGUACUACACCCAGGUAGUUGGCCCGGUCUCCGAGCGGGAUUUCGGAUCCACUGCUCCUGUCGACCGAGACAUCCAGAUGGCCGGCGUGGAUGACUCGAAGCCUUCUGGAACUUCAUCUCCGUCUUACGACUAUGAACGUCAGCAAUGGAAGUUGGAGUUCCGUGAUAUCCCGGAAGCUGGUACCCGCUCGGCGGUUACGUCGCGGCUGAUGUCGAGUGCGACCUUGCCGCGGGGUGAUGUCGUACAAGCUAUGAAUGCGUGGGGCUACCAUUUCACUACGGAGUAUUUGGUCGAGGGCGAUAUGUUCGUUCUCAAUGACAUUGCUAUCUUCUUGCAUCGCGUGCUGCAUUACCCGGGCGGGGAUGAGUUGAACACGCCUCGACGACAGCUGCCUGCAUUGAAGGAUAUGGUUCUGUUUGAGAAGAGCGGGAGCUAUGUUCUGCAGGCUUUCAUUAUUGUUCAGGAUGGGAGCAACCAGGAGACGAUGAAGACUGCCUCGCAGCAUCUAUUUGGGUUGCGGGAGCAGCUGAAGUCGGCUGUUCUUCUGGAGCAGGCGGAUCGACUGUCUCUUGAUACGCGGGCGAAGUAG
Molecule: messenger RNA, 810 nt
Organism: Penicillium vulpinum
Lineage: Eukaryota; Fungi; Ascomycota; Eurotiomycetes; Eurotiales; Aspergillaceae
Product: mediator of RNA polymerase II transcription subunit 18
Exons: 2
Coding region: 1-810 (269 amino acids)
Biological process (GO): termination of RNA polymerase II transcription; regulation of transcription by RNA polymerase II
Cellular component (GO): core mediator complex; mediator complex
Molecular function (GO): transcription coregulator activity
Source: RefSeq, a predicted model, not a curated record